Molecule: messenger RNA, 502 nt
Organism: Merops nubicus (carmine bee-eater)
Lineage: Eukaryota; Metazoa; Chordata; Aves; Coraciiformes; Meropidae
Gene: GFUS
Product: tissue specific transplantation antigen P35B
Exons: 6
Molecular function (GO): GDP-L-fucose synthase activity
Source: RefSeq, a predicted model, not a curated record
GGGUUACUUUGAGCAGCACGGGCGCCGCUUCACUGCCGUCAUCCCCACCAACGUCUUCGGCCCCCACGACAACUUCAACAUCGAGGAGGGCCACGUCCUGCCAGGCCUCAUCCACAAGGUCUACCUGGCCAAACAGACUGGCUCUGCUCUGACUGUCUGGGGCACGGGCAAGCCAAGGAGACAGUUCAUCUACUCCCUGGACCUGGCCCGGCUCUUCCUGUGGGUCCUUAGGGAGUAUGAGGAGGUGGAGCCCAUCAUCUUGUCAGUGGGGGAGGAAGAUGAAGUCUCCAUCAAAGAGGCAGCAGAGGCCAUCGUGGAGGCCAUGGACUUCAAGGGAGAGCUGCUUUUUGACACCACCAAGGCUGAUGGGCAGUUCAAGAAGACAGCCAGCAACGCCAAGCUCCAGCGCCACCUGCCCACCUUCCAGUUCACACCCUUCAGGCAAGCUGUCCAGGAGACCUGCGACUGGUUCAGCGCCAACUACGCCAGCGCCAGGAAGUGA